AAUCUGGCUCCAGGAAGGGGGGCGGAGGGGAACAAGGCGAAAGCUCAGAGCUAUAAAUUCUUCCUGAGCUGUGAGGGGCAUUCAGUGAGCUACGCCUCCCACUACCACCACCACCACAGGUGCAGUGGGCUGGCACUUGGAGAGUGAAACUGGAGAGAGCUGGUUCCUGCUUGCACUUUAGUUCCUUCUAGGAAGGGAGCCUGGACUGUGUGCAUCUUCUCAGUGCAGAGUGCAGCUUGUCCAUCCCCAGGAGGAUGUCUCAGUGGCUCUGGCUCCUUGGGAAAAUCCUGCUCUUGAUGAAGGUGGCUGCCUCAGUGAACUUCUUCCACCACCGCUAUGAAGACCUGGUGCAAGCCCUGUUUGACGUGCAGGGUGCGUGCCCAUAUAUUACCAGGCUGUACAGCAUUGGCCGCAGCGUCCAGGGCCGCCACCUCUAUGUACUGGAGUUCAGCGACUAUCCUGGCAUCCAUGAGCCCAUGGAGCCGGAGUUCAAGUAUGUGGCAAAUAUGCAUGGAAAUGAAGUACUUGGUCGGGAGCUGUUAAUUCAGCUUGCAGAGUUCCUGUGUGAAGAGUAUCGGCAUGGCAACCAACGCAUCACUCAGCUUAUCCAUGAUACACGCAUUCACCUCUUGCCCUCAAUGAACCCUGAUGGAUAUGAGGUGGCAGCUGCCCAGAGCCAAGGUGUUUGGGGGUACCUCACAGGGAGAAACAACGCCAAUGGAGUUGACCUCAACCGUAAUUUUCCUGACCUCAACACCAUUAUGUAUUACAACGAGAAACAUGGUGGAUCCAACCAUCACAUCCCCUUGCCAGACAACUGGAGAAGUCAGGUGGAACCAGAGACUCUGGCUGUGAUUCAGUGGAUGGAAAGCUACAAUUUUGUCCUCUCAGCCAAUCUUCAUGGUGGAGCUGUAGUUGCCAAUUAUCCGUAUGACAAAGCCCAGGUGCAAAGGAACCGGAACAACUGGCACAAAAUGGACACCCCCACUCCUGAUGACACCCUCUUCCAGAAGCUGGCAAAGGCCUAUUCCUAUGCCCAUGGAUGGAUGCACCAGGGCUUGAGCUGUGGGGACAUAUUUCCUGGUGGCAUCACAAAUGGGGCCUCCUGGUAUUCACUCAGCAAGGGGAUGCAAGACUUUAAUUAUUUACACACCAACUGCUUUGAGAUUACCCUUGAAUUAAGCUGCAAUAAGUUCCCACCACAGGAGGAACUGGAACGUGAGUGGCUGGCAAACCGAGAAGCCCUGAUCACCUAUUUGGAGGAGAUUCACCAGGGAAUCAAAGGUUUGGUGUUGGAUGAGAACAACAAUAAACUGGCAGGAGCUGUCAUAUUUGUCCAAGGAAUUGGCCAUGAUGUCACCUCAGGUGAGCAUGGUGACUAUUUUCGACUGCUGUUGCCUGGCACUUAUGAUGUUACUGCAUCAGCAGAUGGGUAUCAGCCAGAGACAGUGACGGUGACAGUGGGUCCAGCUGGACCCUCAGUGGUAAAUUUCCAACUCAGAGAGAGCACAGUGGACCAUACCCCUGGUCCAAAGGUUUCUGACAAAGGCCCCCACAGUAAAGGUCUGCACAAGAAAGUUGUGCCACGAGCUGCCCCAGAAGACAGAACUCAGCUAGAUGGAAGCUGAUGGAGUCAUGUUUAAUAUGAGAUGUCAACAACUCUAGCAGAUGAACUUUCCAAGAGGCACUCACACCCUCUCCUGUCCCUCACAAGCAUGGAAUGAACUCAAACAUCCUUGUUUAUUAAAUGUCUAAUAUUUAA
Heteronotia binoei (common prickly gecko) is the source of this 1762-nucleotide messenger RNA. RefSeq names its product carboxypeptidase N subunit 1 (gene CPN1). The transcript is spliced from 9 exons. The coding region runs from base 255 to 1628 and encodes 457 amino acids. Gene Ontology annotation, biological process: proteolysis. Gene Ontology annotation, molecular function: metallocarboxypeptidase activity; zinc ion binding. Lineage: Eukaryota; Metazoa; Chordata; Lepidosauria; Squamata; Gekkonidae. The record is from RefSeq and is a predicted model, not a curated record.